ACGAUCCAUCCAUUCCAUCCCGCCCUUACAAAUUCCUCCUCCGGUCAAUGACCAGAGUCAAUUUAACAAUUCUGAGCGCUUUGUCAUCCUUCGGUGAGAGACGAAAGAGAGAAGAGAGAGAGAGAAUUAUUAAAGACCACUGACCGUGAUUGACUUGCUUUCACUGUUUCUGCCUUCUCCGAGAAGUUCAUACCUGCGUGUUUUCGUUAAAAAGCUCAGAUUUUUAGCGUUCAAUCCGACUCCAUUGUCUCCGUCUGGACACUACUCUGAAAAAGUUCAUUCUUGACGCCUUCAUUUUGUCUGAUCAACGGAUCUCUUGUAGUGUCAAAAGUUUGGUCGCCAAUGGGAACUAUCGGAGAGUAUAACCAAUGUGCAAGUGAUUAUGAACCAGAUGAAGAGGGGCCGGUACUUAUAUCAGAUCCAUUUCCUUUGAUAGAUGAGAAGCCUCAACAUGUUCUCGUAGGAGAAACUUCCAAGUGUUCAAUUACCAUACAGAAUACCAGUAGUGACCAGGUGGAACUUUGGGGGAUCAGGAUUUUCUCGUCGAAUCCUGCAGACUCGUUUAUGUUGUCUCUCCUGGAACCCCCAUCUCUCAAUUCAGACGACAGACAUGUUCGAGCAUUUCGUCAAGGUUCUGAAUUGCAGGAUAGAGUAUUGCAAUCACAUCAGACUCUAACUAUUUGGUUAUCCUGCAAGCCGAAGGAUAUGGGCUUGCAGCAAGCCAUCGUCCAUUUUGAUGUGGAGGAUGCUAGGAUUGAACGCGUAGUCUUUUUAUUGGCUGAGGACAAGAUCUCUCAGUCUCUGGCUCCAAAUGGGUCAUACUCAAGAACUCCAAGAAGGAGACAAUUCAACAUGGAAAACUGUGAGUUUGCGGUCCCGUCGCGUCCUGCGAGGGGAAAAACCCAAAGAUCUAGGUCUCACGUGCUUCCGGAGUACCCCAUCCCGAAGAAGUUCAGGGAGUUGUUUAUGAAUAACCGGGUCCCUGAUGUUCUUGAUGAAGGUUUGACAACUGAGAACUACUCAGCUUACUUCAAUGCAUUAGUUAUUAUUGAAGAGCUACACUUGGAGAAAGAAAUGAGGUGCCAUAACAUGGAGUGUGUCCAAAUGACAAGGAAGCGCGCUGGUCUUCUAUCUUUGGUGGUUCCUGGGCUUGCAGAGAAGAGGCCUUCAGUUUUACAAGGGGAUGUUGUCUUGGUGAAGCUUGCCUAUAAAGUUGCGGAUCGUACUAUUCCCUAUGAGGGCUACAUUCAACGCGUCGAAGCUGAUGAAGUGCUCUUAAGAUUUGCGGAUGAAUUUCAUGACCGUCAUCUUAACAAAAACUUUUACAGUGUUCAAUUCGCUUGUAGCCGGGUAAACAUGAGGCGGUUGUAUCAAGCCAUUGAAGCUGCGGCACUUCUAGGAAAUGAAAUUCUGUUUCCAACAGUUUCAACUGGCAGAGGGUUGAUUGAAGGAGCACACUUUGUGCCUUUUAUGUCUAAUUUGAACGAGGAGCAACGGCGUUGCAUUCAGAUGAUUCUUGGUUGCAAAGGCGCUCCUCCCUAUGUGAUUUUCGGGCCUCCAGGAACCGGUAAAACAAUGACCUUGGUCGAAGCGAUUUUACAGGUAUACAAAACGCGGAGAAGUUCAAGGGUUCUUAUUUGUGCUGCUUCCAACAGCGCUGCAGAUCACAUACUGGAAAAACUAAUCAGAAAUGAGGUUGCCCAAGUCAAAGAGAGCGAGAUCUUCCGGCUGAAUGCUACCAGUCGUCCUUACCACGAUCUUCAGGCCGAACAUAUCCGCUAUUGCUAUUUUGUGGAGUCUGUCUUCAGAUGUCCUCCUCUUGAGGCUUUAAUGCGCUAUAGGAUCAUCAUAUGUACUUAUACAAGCUCAUCCCUUCUUCGUGCAGAAGGCGUAGAACGUAAUCACUUUUCCCAUAUUUUUUUGGAUGAGGCUGCGCAAGCUUCAGAGCCUGAAUGCAUGGUUCCCAUUGCCAACCUUUGUCAGAAAGAAACGGUGGUUGUUUUAGCUGGAGAUCCGAAGCAACUAGGCCCCGUUAUACUUUCCAAAGAUGCCGAGGCUCGUGGAUUGGGAAAAUCUUUCCUAGAGAGGCUCUUUGAACACGAAAUCUACCUGAAUAAGGACAUCGGAUUUGUGACAAAACUGGUGAGAAACUACCGGUGCCACCCUGCCAUUUUAGAUCUUCCAUCAAAGCUCUUCUAUGAAGGGAAAUUAUUAGCAUGCAAAGAAAACUCCUCUUCUGUGAUCCCAUCUUCCGAUCUGCUACCAAACAAGGAGUUCCCCGUUCUGUUUAUUGGCAUACAAGGCUGUGAUGAGAGAGAGGGUAAUAACCCGUCAUGGUUCAAUCGAAUCGAAGCGAGUAAAGUUGUUGAUUUCAUCCAAAAGUUGAGAGAAAGUUUGAGUAUGAGCGAAGCCGACAUUGGGGUGAUAACACCAUAUCAGCAGCAAGUGGUGAAAAUCAAGAAGGUGCUCGAAACGUACGAUAUGACAGGUGUCAAGGUGGGGAGUGUCGAACAGUUUCAGGGUCAAGAGAGAGAGGUCAUCAUAGUUUCCACUGUCCGAUCGACACUGAAGCAUACUGAGUUUGACAGAGCUCAUUGUCUUGGAUUUUUAAGCAACCCAAGGAGAUUCAAUGUCGCAGUAACCCGUGCCCGGUCUCUGCUUGUCAUCAUCGGGAACCCUCACGUUGUGAGCAAGGACCCGCAUUGGGAAAAGCUUUUGCAGUAUUGCGUCGACAAUAAUUCCUACCAAGGCUGUCCUCUCCCCGAAGGAGCGGAUGAUGACGACGACGACGAGUCUUUCGUUGGGCAGAAACCUAGCGACGAAUGUUGAAGAACUCUCAUAUUUCAGGACCUGUAGCCUUUUGCUUGCACCAUAUGUUAAAUAUUUCUCUCCAUGUACUUCUGAUUGGUUAAACAACAAGUUCAUCUUUUGUGUUGUUACUUCCAAUUUGGCCCCGGACCAUGCUUCCUUAUGGGGUUGAUAAAUUCAAGAAUGUCGACUUUCAGUAAUUUAAAUUCGAUCUAGUUUCUGCACUUACUGGUUGAAGGUCAUGUCUUUUAUCUGA
This is a messenger RNA of Rhodamnia argentea, 3064 nucleotides long. RefSeq names its product probable RNA helicase SDE3. The transcript is spliced from 6 exons. Bases 343 to 2829 code for a protein of 828 amino acids. NCBI's taxonomy places the organism in Eukaryota, Viridiplantae, Streptophyta, Magnoliopsida, Myrtales, Myrtaceae. The record is from RefSeq and is a predicted model, not a curated record. Gene Ontology annotation, molecular function: RNA binding; 5'-3' RNA helicase activity.